AUGCCAGACUACAAAGGAAGCGAGCUAGAACUCAAAUGCAUCAACACCAUCCGUGCCGUCAGUGCCGAUCAACCCGAAUCGGCCCAAUCCGGACAUCCAGGAGCUCCCAUGGGUUGCGCUCCCAUGGCGUAUUUGCUAUGGACGGAACUCAUGAAGUACUCCGGCAAGGAUCCAAAGUGGAUGGGCCGAGAUCGCUUUGUGUUGUCCAACGGACACGCCUGUGCCCUCCAAUACACCAUGUUGCAUUUGACUGGCUACAAUAUGACCAAGGAGGAUCUUUCCCAGUUUCGUAGAUUGGGAAGCAAAACGCCCGGCCAUCCUGAGUGUUUCUUGACGGAAGGCAUUGAAGUCUGCACUGGUCCACUCGGAACUGGUAUUUCCAAUGCCGUCGGUAUGGCCAUUGCCGAAGCACACUUGGCGGCCACCUACAAUACCGACGACUACAAGAUUUUCGACAACAACACCUUUGUCAUUUGCGGAGAUGGCUGUUUGCAAGAAGGCAUUUCCUCAGAGGCCUGCAGUUUGGCAGGCCAUUUGGGUUUGGGCAAAUUGAUUGUCAUGUACGACGACAAUGACAUUACCAUUGACGGAUCUACCGAAUUGUCCUUUACCGAAGACGUCCAAAAACGUUACGAGGCCUAUGGAUGGCACGUCCAAGAAAUCAAGGACGUCGUGACGCAAUUGGAUGAUUUGAGAGCGGCCUUGAAAAGUGCCCGCGAGACGACCGACAAGCCAUCGAUCAUCGCCAUCAAGACCAAGAUUGGUUACGGAUCUCCCAGCAAGGAGGGAACUCAUGGAGCUCACGGUGCUCCUCUUGGCAAGGAAGAUUUGGCCGGAACCAAAAAGUUUUAUGGACUCCCCGAAGAUGAAAUGUUUCACGUUCCAGGAGACGUCCAAAAGUACUUUGACGAGGUGACCAGUAAGAAUAACGCCGUCAUGGCCGAUUGGCACGUCAUGUUUGCCAAGUACAAGGCGGCAUAUCCGGAAAAGGCCAUGGAAAUUGAACGUCGAUUUGCCGGCAAUCUAUUGCCACAGGGGACCUUUGACAAGUUUCCAAAGUUUGAAAUUGGCAAGGACAAGGAUUUGGCCACUCGUCAAAUGAGCCAAAAAUGUUUGGAUGCCAUUUGCCCAUCUCUUCCAGAACUCAUUGGUGGAUCGGCCGAUUUGACUCCAAGUAACUUGACCCACUAUGAAGGUGCCAUUGACUUUCAAAAGAAUACCCCCGAAGGACGAUACAUGCGCUUUGGUGUCCGCGAACAUGCCAUGGGCGCCAUAUCCAAUGGAAUCUUUGCCUAUGGUGGAUCCCGACCUUAUUGUGCUACCUUUUUGACCUUUGCCGGAUACAUGGCGGGGGCCAUUCGUUUGUCGGCACUCAGUAAAUUCGGAAUCCUAUACAUCUUUACCCAUGACUCGAUUGGAUUGGGAGAAGAUGGACCCACCCAUCAACCGAUUGAAACUUUGGAAAUGUUGCGCUCCAUGCCCAAUAUCAAUGUCUUUCGACCGGGUGAUUCCAACGAAAUGUCAGCUGCCUAUCAAAUUGCAUUGGUAAAGCGCGAGACUCCCACUGCCAUUUGCUGCUCCCGAUCCAAGGUUCCGGCCAUUGCUGGAUCGUCCCAUGAAAUGGCCAUGAAGGGUGCCUAUGCCUGCGUACAAGUCGAGUCGCCAGCCCUCAUUUUGAUUGCCACUGGAAGUGAAGUGGGGCCUACCAUUGAGGCUGCUCAAAAAUUGACGUCCUCCGGUAUCGCCACCCGUGUCGUCAGCAUGCCAUGUCAAGAAAUCUUUUUGGAACAAUCUGUGGAAUAUCAAAAGUCCGUCCUGCCAGGAGAUAUUCCUACCUUGAGCAUUGAAGCCUCCUGCGCCAGUGGAUGGCAUCGAUUCUCCCAUGCGCAAAUUAGCAUGAUUGGAUAUGGAUGUUCCGCACCUGGUGCCGAUCUCUUUGAAUACUUUGGAUUCGGAGCUGGGAACAUUGAAACCAAGGGAAAGGAAUUGGUCGCAUUCUACAAGGCCAACGGGCCGGUCCCCAAUUUGAACAAUCGUCCCGUCUUUAGCAACAACUUGCCACCGCACAAGUGGGAUUAA
Molecule: messenger RNA, 2079 nt
Organism: Cylindrotheca closterium
Lineage: Eukaryota; Bacillariophyta; Bacillariophyceae; Bacillariales; Bacillariaceae
Source: the annotation of a GenBank genome assembly